Molecule: messenger RNA, 3283 nt
Organism: Pelmatolapia mariae (spotted tilapia)
Lineage: Eukaryota; Metazoa; Chordata; Actinopteri; Cichliformes; Cichlidae
Product: dnaJ homolog subfamily C member 5-like
Exons: 5
Coding region: 283-873 (196 amino acids)
Biological process (GO): regulation of synaptic vesicle cycle
Cellular component (GO): intracellular membrane-bounded organelle; presynapse; membrane
Source: RefSeq, a predicted model, not a curated record
CGGGAACGAGCAGGGCAGAAAGUGGGAGGGUUUGCGCGCGGCCGUUGUGUUCGGAUUGACUGCGCGCCCCCUCCCGGUGUAGCCGUUAGCUCGGUGUCCGGUCGAUGUUUUAGCGGCGGAGCGUGGACUGGAAGUGGGAUGAUAGUGUUGUAAACGUCGAGCCAGGCUUCAGCGACCGAGAGAGGACCAGCAGCCGCUCCGCCCCCGGGACAGAACAGGUGAGAGGCUGAGUGAGCGAGCGAGCCCGUGAGAGAAGCACACCGAGAGAGAGAGAGAGAGACCAUGGAUCACCAGAGACAGAGGACUCUGUCCACAUCAGGAGAAUCGCUGUACGCCGUGCUCGGGGUCGACAAGAACGCCACCACAGAGGACAUCAAGAAAUGCUACAGGAAGCUGGCGCUGAAGUUUCACCCAGACAAAAACCCGGACAACCCCGACGCAGCAGAGAAGUUUAAGGAAAUCAAUAACGCCCACUCCAUCCUGGUGGACGCCACCAAGAAGAACAUCUACGACAAAUACGGUUCCCUGGGGCUGUACGUGGCCGAGCAGUUCGGAGAGGAGAACGUCAACACCUACUUUGUUCUGUCCAGCUGGUGGGCCAAGGCCCUGUUUGUCUUCUGCUGCCUGGCCACCGGCUGUUACUUCUGCUGCUGCCUGUGCUGCUGCUGUAACUGCUGUUGCGGCAAGUUCAAACCUCACCCGCCAAUGGACCAGGACCCCGAGUUCUACGUCUCCCCGGAGGACCUGGAGGCCCAGAUGACGGCUGAGGAGAGAGAUGGCGGCGACCCCAUCGUGAUGCAGCCAUCUUCAGCCACAGAAACCACUCAGCUCACCUCUGAUGCCCACCACAGCUACAAGACCGAUGCAUACUAAACACACACACACACACACACACACACACACACACAUACACACAUACACUCCUGGAAAUCCCACUCAGCUUCAGACACAAUGAGCUCAGCCCAGAUUUUCCCUUUUUCACGUUUCCAUGUUUGAAUUUCUGAGGAGAAACGAGGAAGAGGAGGAAGGAAACCUGGAGGAGGAAGAGAAAAAAACACUUGCAGUAACGCUCUGGUUUGGACCUCACAGAUUAUUUAUCCAGAUUCAUGGUUAAUGUUCAGAUGAAAGUAUAGACAGGAAGUGACACGCUGACUCUCUCAGCUGGGCGCCAGCGAGGCAGCUUCUUCUCAGCUCUGAGGUUUCAUCAGGUAACCAACAGGUGAACAAGGUCAGGGUGAAACGCAGUAUCACUUUUUACCGUCCAAUCACUGGAGGGAAGGUGGGACAAAUGCUAAACCAACCCACCGCCACGGCCUGCUCGUCUAACAGUUUUCACUUCCUCACCCGUGAGAGUCGUUACUAACAAAGUAACUACACAUACUGUAUUACUUCUAGGAAAAGUAACAAGUAUGUUACCUAAUUACUCACUGGAGAAAGUAACUAGACCGUUUGUUACAUUACUUUCUCAUUACUCUGCAAAAUGAUCUGAAACUCAUCGUCUCACAAUCUACGGUGGCCCUGAGAGGUCAAACGCACUGCAGCUCAAUGACAAGCUAACAGUACAUGGCUAAUAGCAAACAUGUAUACGUUAUUACAUGAAUCAUGUGAUUAAAACACACAUUAGCUGCAUGUCUCUCACACUGCAGAUGAAUCCUCUGCUUUUUAUUCAGCACGUCUCAGUGCGACACGUUAACGUCUCCAUCGCGUUAAUGUCUCCAUCAUGUUAAUGUCUCCAUCACAUCUCCAUCAUGUUAAUGUCUCCAUCAUGUUAAUGUCUCCAUCGCAUUAAUGUAGCAGAUGUUAGCAGCAUAAUCCAGAUGUUUCUGUCAGUCUGCACUUCCCCAGCACACUCCUGGUACUUCCGGCCACUCCGCCAUUUUCCUCCAUCAGCUGAUUGCCAUAAGAAUAAAAACGUUGUGUUUAGUUUUUAAUUUUUUCUGCCUGCCGUGCUGAUAACUGAACAACUUUUGUAAUGCGAGUAACAGCAUAGUAGUAACUGUAAUGUGAUUACAGUAACGCGUUACACAAACACUGAGCAACCACAGCGUCCCCAUGAAAACAGAGAUCAGGGGAGUGCACGCCAUCAGACAUGGAGUCACGUGUCCGUCAGAGAGCGCCGAGCACGCACUUACCAAAUUGGUAAAUCCAAUGAUGAAACGUCACGGACAGCACACACAGCGGGAUGGCUCUCUUCCAAUCAGUUACUUUUUAUUCUAAGAGUAAUCACACUACUCUAGUUUCUCAGCAGUAAUUAAGCUCCAGUUUCCUCCUCGAGCUUCGUCCCUCCUCCUCCUCCUCCUCCUCCUCCCUUCAUGUUUAUGGUCUUCCACAGGUGAAGGAUUGAGGCGCUGUGUGUCUGCGUGCACACUGAUCGAGCCCCGUUUUUGUUGUAGUUUAGUGUGCGGAGGUAACGAUGCUGUACAUGUGGUGUAAGUUUAGACCUCACCGUUCUUCCCUCUGUCUCUAGGUUUGCUUUUCCUUCUUUUUAUUUAUGGUGUUGAUGAAGGGACGCUUUCACAUCCAAAGUCUUAUUAUUGUUCAGACGAGCAGUUUUCUAGCAGAACAAUCAGUUUGUACCAAUCAGACAAGUUUUAUUUUGUAGUCUUUUAUUUGUCACAGAAGUUUCCUGUUUGUUCGUGUCUGUAGAUUCAUUUUUGUAAAAACAAAAAACAAAGAAAAAAAGACGACGUUGAACCAAACAGGCUAAAUUUCUUCACCGCAUCUCGAUGCUCGAUCAGACACUCGUUAUGUGUCCAUAUGUAUCGAUGCGAGCGGCCGAGUCGACUCCUGACCGGUCUGAGCCAAACUGCAGGUCCAUGAAGAUCAGAGGUUUUAUUUUCCCAAACAUGUUUAAGUUCGCUUCCUGUGUUCCUGUUUUCACAUUGACCCCAUCGCUGGGUUAAAAAAGCUUCUGAAUGAGCUUCAGUGAAACCUGCAGACGCCUCGUUACCUGAUUGGCUGACCAAACCUGGAGUCGGCACAUUUCCGUCAUCGAAUAAUGAAACUGAUGUAUGUAAGAGGAUAGCAGCCACAUGGUGAUAAUAAUGAUGCAUUAUUUAAUUUAUUUUGAUUUUCUGAUCUUUGUAAUGAUUGAUGAACUAGCCGCUGUGUGAGGAGGAUGUAGACACCUUUAGAUGUGAACCGUUCUGAUGGCGAGGUGACAAAUGGCAGACGUGCUGUACAUACACGCAGAGGCGUAGAGGUUUGUGUUUGUAGCGUGGACGUUUGCCUGAAACGAGUAUCUGAUGUACUGUUGUAAAAUAAAUGUUUCUGAUGCUUCGGA